Molecule: messenger RNA, 318 nt
Organism: Mytilinidion resinicola
Lineage: Eukaryota; Fungi; Ascomycota; Dothideomycetes; Mytilinidiales; Mytilinidiaceae
Exons: 1
Coding region: 1-318 (105 amino acids)
Biological process (GO): proteolysis
Molecular function (GO): glutamic-type endopeptidase activity
Source: RefSeq, a predicted model, not a curated record
AUGUGGCGGAGUGUUCUAGUGCGUGGAAAUCGACAUCAUAAAGAGGAUUUCUUUUGUCUUUAUGGGGGCAGUUCUAAGGGCACGGUCGUCCUGUCGAAUAAGAGCAAGGGGAACAGCAUGAGAAAAAAGCCGAGUGCGCCGGGUACCUCGUCGUCGCUUGCGAGAGAAGAUGCGGAAUGGAUCGUGGAGGACUUUGAGGAGAAUAAUGCAGAAGUGCCGUUGAGCGAUCUCCAUACCAUUACGUUCACGAGCGUAGUGACUAAGGCGGCGUUGGAGAGUGUGGGCUUAAGUGGCGCAUUGGGUAUUGAAAUGAAGUAG